AAAUUCAUAAGAAUAUUAUUUCCGAAGAAAGCAGUUGCAGUUGCACACCUAAACCCCCUUAAUAUCUUUUGACUUAUAACAUCAACUCUUAAUUACUUGCUUGCUUCUUCUUCUGCUCAUUCAUUUCCUCUUCGUUUGCGGAACAAGGGAGCCUAGCCUUAGAAUUUGGAGAAGUUACAAUUAGGAGUUCGUAAGUAAGUUAAGCAUGAUAAAACGGUCACCAAGUAGGAACAACAGAUCCAAAGGCAUAAAGGUAAAGCAUGUUCUGCAGAUUAUUCUAUUGCUUGGUGUUUGCUUCUGGUUGAUCUAUCAGGUUAAGCACUCACAUGAUAAGAAGAAGGAAUUUGAGGAGAAUGAUGCAAAAGUGUCCGUGGGAACUCAGACAGCAUAUCAGACUCUGAAACUUGGUAGAAAAGAUCUUCAUCCGGGUAAGGACGAAGUGAAUCAAAAUGAAAAGCAUGAGGAAGAAGAGGAAGAUGAUAAUGUAGAGGAUGCAUAUAAGCAUGACCACAAUGAACAUGAAGAAGAAGGAAAUGAGCAUGAAUCUGAAGAAAAAGGUGACAAACGUGGAGUGAGAGGAGGAGGAAGUGAACAAGAGGAAGAUGAAAACAAAAGCAAUGAGGUAGAAGAUCAAAGGGGAGGAGGAGAUGAUGAGAUAGACGAAAAUGACCAAGAGCAAUCAGCAGUGGAUACUGAUCAUGAUGAGGAGUUCACGGAUGAAGAGAAAGAAGAGGAGAGUGAUGAGAAAGAGAAAGAAAAUAGUAGGGAUGAGGAAAAGGAUGGUUCUGUUGAAAACCACAACAGUCAUGAAGCUCGGGAGGAAAAUUACAAGGGGGAUGAUGCUUCUAGCGCUGUCACUCAUGAUACUGGUACAACUAGCACCGAAAGUGAGACCCUUUUAGAAAACUUUGAUGUAACCUCAGCAAUGAAUAUCACGAAAUCAGAGAACAGACCUAAUUAUACCGAGGAAAGUAACAGGAGCCAAAAUAGUUCAAAUUUUAAUAUUACAGAAGCUGAAUUGCUAGGUGGGACUUCUUCCAAUGCAACAUCUGAUAAAGAAACUGGAAGCGACAGCUUGUCCAACACAGUCGAUAGCUCACAUUUAGACAAUACUACCACAACAUAUUCGGACAGUCUUUCUGGAACAGGCAGUAAUCUGACAGCAGCGAUCUCUGGAGGUAACUUGACAGGAACUAGUGCCAAUACUUCAUCUGAAUCAAACCAAGCUCAAAAUGGUACUGUGAAUGCAACAGUCAUCGAAGAUGUAAAAAAUGUGCAGACAGAAGGAUUAGAUCAGAGUGGCAAUAUAGUCUCUGAAGAAAACCUGUCUGGUUCUAACUCAACAGUCCCUGGUGAAAAAGAAAAGGGACAUGCAGCUGCAGAUGAAUCUUCUAAUCUAGAGGGUGGUGAGUUAGAAAACACAACAAAAUCUGUGGCAUCAAAUGAAACUGAGAAAAAUAGUAACACUGAAAUGAGUGAAACAAACAAGAAUCAGACUAUCUCACAUGUGGAGAACACUGAUGCUACUAAGAAUGAGUUCAAGGGUGACACACAAACAGAUGAAACAUCAGACUCAGUUGAACACCAAGACACUGAUUCUUCUGAUUCUCACAUCCUAAAAAAUGUGGCAGAGGGCCGAACUGAUCUGGAUACGUUGCCAGAUAUUAGAAAUGAAGGGGAUAACCGUGACGCAACUGCAACAGACUAAAAACAUCGUCUUCUUGUUAACGAGAAGAGCUAGUAGAGUUUUUCUUCUGAGUCAUGUUAUUUGAACACUUUUGCUUGUAAAAAAAAAAUGUUUAGGCAAGACCGUCAAAGGUACAAAGUAAGGGUUGUGGAUAUUCAUAUCAAGGUCUGAAUAUGUAUUAACUGAUUUCUUUGUUCCACCAUCCACUGCCAUUGUUUAUCUUGCUUGCCGUAUUAUUACUUGUUGCUAUAAUUUUAUCUUUCCUUUUGCGGA
Messenger RNA from Glycine soja, 1960 nucleotides. RefSeq lists its product as uncharacterized. The coding region runs from base 206 to 1708 and encodes 500 amino acids. Lineage: Eukaryota; Viridiplantae; Streptophyta; Magnoliopsida; Fabales; Fabaceae. The record is from RefSeq and is a predicted model, not a curated record. The transcript is spliced from 2 exons.